Molecule: messenger RNA, 3426 nt
Organism: Carassius auratus (goldfish)
Lineage: Eukaryota; Metazoa; Chordata; Actinopteri; Cypriniformes; Cyprinidae
Exons: 2
Coding region: 2434-3393 (319 amino acids)
Molecular function (GO): zinc ion binding
Source: RefSeq, a predicted model, not a curated record
UGCAGGAAUACCUUUCUCCACUCAUUCAACAAAGAGGAACGACUGAUGUUGUCAGUGAGCAGUCAACCGGAACUAUAUGAUAAAAGUUCAUAUUUCUAUUGAGAAUGAGGAGAUGCGUCACGGUAGCUUGACUAAUUGAGCCCGUCCGCCAUUUUGGGAGGAUACGCUAUCGGUUGCCAGGGGCAACAGCGUAAGAGCGAUACAGAGACGGAUACAAAUUGUAACGGAUAUACGGAUAGAAAUUACGAGAAAUUAUAUAAAUAAAUACAUAUAGAAAUUAAGAAGAAAUGGAGAAGAAUGCGGCAAAAGAAAAGGGUCCUUACAGGGAGAAACUUUCUACCAAUGCCAAACAGAGGUAUUUAGAGAAACUGGCUAAUAUUAAAAACGUCGACCCAUACGAGCUGCCUGCAAGUGAAUGGAACAAAGACCUAGACUCUUUACCACCAUGCACCAUGGAAAUAGUUAAUUACUUGGUUUUUGGCAUCAGUUAUUACACUAUGCUAGAAUUCAAAAGUGUUACGUCCUGUGGACGUAUUUGGGGAUUGUGCGCUCUUGGGAGAGUGACUUCACCUACUGGGCAAGUUCGGCAUUGCAUGUUUUCUUCUCUUGCUCUUUCUGUCUCUCUCUCCACUAUAGAUCGCUAAUUGGAUUCCAGCUGAUGUCCAUCAUUCAUCAGUACUGAGUGAAUGCUACAGAGAUCCAAGGUGUAUAAGAUGGCAAAGAAAUAAUGCUGAAGGGCUGACGGCUACGCGCUCACUCUUUGUCCUGAUCCAGAUUGGUGUUAUUUGGUGUAUCUCAGUGGGACCAAGUGUGGUCUUUAUUACCUCUUAAACUUUGUGAAUGAACUUGUCAAUUACAAACUAUGAGAGAGUGUGUGAACGUUAUGGUGGGUGUGUUUAUGAUUCUUUUGUGUUAUUUUCUAAUUUAUGUAAAUACCUUUGUUUGUCUUUGUUAGGAAGCGGUAGGGAGAGGGUGCCAUUUGUUUUGAAUAUAUAAUAUUGCUUAUGUUUAUGGUAGACAGGGAGAUAGGUAAGACUCUGUCAUUUAUUUUUCUUUCUUUUUAGUUAAGGUUAUUUAGAGUUUCUGUGUUUAGCUAGAGGGUUUUUUGUUUGUUAUGUUGGCCUGGCCCUCUCCUGAAGAUUUGCUUCCUCUUGUUAUUAAUAAAUUAAGUUAUUUGCUUAAUUUAGUGUCUGUGCUUUUCUGGAUCAGGGGAUUGAUGUGACCGUCAGACUUUUUAUUUAUUUACAUUUUGUUACGACGUCAUUUAACCCCUAGACUAACAGUGAGGUUCGUAACAAGUGGGGGCUCGUCUUUUUUUUUUUUUUGAGAAGUGAGUUCGUUAAUUUUUCGGAUCGCAAAUUGGAAGUUUUGCUCUGUUUGUCCAAGACUGAAGUCUGUUUGGACGAUCGUGAUUCGAUGGGUCGCGGUUUGUGUAUGGUGAGUUUUUCUCUCUUCCUCUAACGUUUUGACUGUUUUCAUUUGUGGGUGGGGAAGGAGUAAAGAAGGGAAACGUAGAAAUAAUGGAAUUCGAUUUAACAGCGUUUACUCUCAUGCCCACGAUCGAAGUCUUUAAUAAAUGUAGAAAAAAAGAUUUGGUUUUAAUUGCGGAAUUCUUCAAUAUUCAGAUUGAGAGGGAGGCCACUAAACGAGUGCUUAAACAAGAUCUUGAGGAGAAAUUGACAACUGCAGGUAUUUUACCUAGACAAUCUGGUGAUGAGGAUGAGUUGGCAGUGGAUCCUAAAGAGGCAAGUCCAAAUUUUGAUUCUGGGCCUCAGGACCCAAAGAUUGCUUUAAAAUUGAAAGAGAUGGAUCUUUUAAUUAAGACGCAAGAAUGCGAGGCGGAGAUGAUUAGGUUUCGUAUAUUAGAAAAACAGGCGGAAAGAGAUAUUGAGAUCCGUAAAUUGGAUUUGGAAUCUGAGCGGUUGGCCCAAAGGCCAAUUCCAGUUCCACGUAUUCGGGGUAGUUCCAUAUCCUCACCUGUAAAUAGCACUGUAACUGAAGAUUUUUCUAGAUCUACUGCGAGUGAUUCAUUUGACGUUAGUAGGUAUAUUAGACUGGUACCUCCAUUUAGGGAGGCUGAAGUCGAUUCUUACUUUGUUGCAUUUGAGAGAAUUGCUAGUAAACUAAAAUGGCCAAAAGAGAUGUGGGCUUUGUUGUUGCAAUGCAGUCUAACAGGGAAAGCUCAAGAGGUUUGCUCGGCCUUACCUAUUGAAGGUUCCCUUGACUAUGAAACCGUAAAAUCUGCUGUUUUGCGGGCAUAUGAGUUGGUCCCAGAGGCUUAUCGGCAGAAGUUUCGGGGGCAUAUGAAAACAGUCAAACAAACUUUUGUUGAAAUCAUUGGAAAGUUACGAGACAUUCUGCUGCGGCUGGGUGCGCGACUUGGUCAUCUACAAGCCCCCAAACUGUGAAAACACCGUUGUACUGGCAAAGGUCAUGCAUUCAAGGCGGCUCAUCGAGCCUCCUCUCACACCAUGGGUCAUCCUUACACCAUCGGGACAAGUGUGUUCAGCCCACUGCACAUGCAUGGCUGGUGUAGCUGAGUCAUGCACCCAUGUUGGAGCCCUGCUCUUUAUGGUUGAUGCCUGUGUCCGGUUGAAGGAAAAGGCCACAGUCACUGAUGAACCGGCCUACUGGAUCCUGCCAAGCAGCAUCGACAAAGUCCAUCCAGAGGUUGGCCACAGCAUCGACUUAACAUCUGCUGCUGCCACACGCAUGUCUCUAAACAGACGCAUUGAUGGUGAGACCCACACCAGUCCUGCGUUGAGAACACGUGUAGCCAAAACAACAAAAAAAACACCAACACCGGAAGAGCUGGAAACAUUCUACAGGGAUCUCCAUAACACAGGCACAAGAUCAGCCAUUUUGAGUGUGCUGCCAGAAUACUGUGAGGAAUUUCGAGACCCUGUUCUGCCCAUCAGAAGCUUACAGUCUCUGGCAAAUGUUCGUGGCACUAGCCUUGAUAGGAGUGACCUGUCAGCGCUGCAGAAGCACUGCCAGGCCAUAAGAAACAUCGCUGAUGUGUCAGAGGAACAGGCAAUGCAGAUUGAGAGAAGGACGAGGGGACAGCACACCUCUUCACUUUGGUUUGCAGCACGGGCAAGCAGAAUCAUGGCCUCCUCAAUGCACAGUGUCUAUGCAACAGACAUCAGCUCACCAGCUCUCCACCAUAAAGAGGGUUUGUUACCCUACGCGCGGGCCAGGAACAGCCGCCACCAGUUGGGGUAUCAAACAGGAGGAGACAGCGAGGCAGGCAUACACCACCCACACAAAAGAACAGCACAGAAAUCAACAAGUGCAAACUUGUGGGUUUUUUGUCAACCCGGCCUUCCCACAAGUAGGAGCAUCACCAGAUGCCAUUGUGAGUUGCACCUGUUGUGGAAAGGGCUGCAUUGAAAUAAAAUGCUCAGCUAAGUACAAGGACUACAC